GUUACCUGGACGACAGAUAACGACAAAACUCCAGGCUCGUCUGUUUGCUGCAGAAGUGUGGCAGCUGCCAAACUGUCCACUGGCGCUUCGCCUUGACAAAAAACAACACAUGCUACAACACAUAUUGCUCCGUUCCACUUAAAGUUGACUGUUUGACUUUCUUUGCCUACAUGGAGGUGGAAGCUAACCUUCUUCUCCACCAACACUGACUGAACAACACGGCAUCCGAGUGGAGACAGUCGCAUGAGGAGUUACCAGGAAUGUUUUGAGGGAAAUGAAAGUGAUUCUCUCACAGGAGCUACCACGGAGCUUGGGGAGGAUUUCUGUUUGAGCAGCAGCAGGAACCAAAACUGAAGAAAAUGAGCAAAAAAUAUCAAACAGGAACCGUUACUGAGGUGGAGGAACACAUUUCUCUCAAGUAUGAAAUCAAGAAGAGACUUGGAAAAGGGGCCUAUGGCAUCGUCUGGAAAGCAGUUGACCGACAGACGGGUGAGAUUGUGGCUGUGAAAAAGAUCUUUGAUGCCUUCAGAAACAGGACAGAUGCCCAGCGGACAUUCAGGGAAAUCAUGUUCCUCCAGGAGUUUGGAGAUCAUCCCAACAUCAUCAAACUUCUAAACGUCAUCAGAGCGCAAAAUGAUAAAGACAUUUACCUCAUCUUUGAAUACAUGGAUACCGACUUGCAUGCAGUGAUAAAGAAAGGCACCCUGCUGAAGGACAUCCAUAAACGUUAUGUGAUGUACCAGCUGUUCAAAGCCAUCAAAUACCUCCAUUCAGGAAAUGUGAUUCACAGGGACCAAAAGCCAUCCAACGUGCUCUUGGACACUGACUGUGUUGUCAAGCUGUGUGAUUUCGGCUUGGCCAGAUCGCUCAACCAGAUCCAAGAGGACAGCGGGAAUCCUGCACUGACGGAGUACGUGGCAACACGUUGGUAUCGAGCUCCCGAGAUCCUGCUGGGAUCUGCAAGGUACACUAAAGGUGUGGACAUGUGGAGCCUCGGCUGUAUCCUGGGAGAGAUGCUGCUGGGAAAAGCCCUGUUUCCUGGAACUUCCACCAUCAACCAAAUAGAGAAGAUCAUGAGUGCCAUACCACACCCCAGCCCAGAAGAUAUUCUCGCAAUCAAGUCAGAAUAUGGAUCCUCAGUCAUUCAGAGAAUGCUACUGAAACCACAGGUGCCUUUGGAGGAUCUUCUCCAGCCGUCUGUGCCUCCUGAUGCUCUCGACCUGCUGAGGGGUUUGCUUGUUUUUAACCCAGACAAGCGGCUGACUGCACAGCAAGCCCUCCAACACCCAUAUGUAUCCAGGUUCCAUAAUCCUUCCAAAGAGCCCGCUCUUAACUGCGAUGUAGUGCUGCCAGUGGAUGAUGAUGUGCAACUGUCUGUUGUUCAAUACCGCAACAAACUCUAUGAGAUGAUACUGGAGAAGAGAACGAAUCCUGGGAUGCUGAGGCUGAUCCAGCCAAAGGAUGGAGAUUGUGUCAGUAGCAGGGAGAAGCCCAGCGUGAAGUGUGAUAAAGUGGAGAAAGACCCAGUGACAGUGAACAGCAACCAAGAUGACGACCAUGAGGGGAAACCACAGCAUGAAAAGAUUGAUGAGACAAACCACCCGGCUUCACAUACAGGUGUCAGCAAACCUUUGGCUGCGGAGAAGACGGACCCGGUAGCUAGCCCUGGCUUAGGAAAAAUCACAUAUAACCCCAUCACACAUGCCCCAAAUGGUUUUGUUCGGAGUCCAGUGUGUCCUUCUUAUUACUACCACUCCUCUACAGCUGGUAAGAAACUAGUGGGACAGACCAGUAAUGGAAAUGCAACACUGUCACCAACAGAGGGCAGCAGCGUUAACAUAUCCAUGGAUCAGAUUCUCCAGCGGGGUCGCUCAGCCCCUACAGCCCACAACCGUUCCUUCUCCUUGACCCUAAACCAAACCCAGAACAACCCGUUAGUACGCAAAGAUGAGCCAUCUUUGUCUGCAGGGCUCUACGUCACAUCUGCACGCCUGAACCAGCGUUCCAGUUCUCAGGUUCGCGAGGCUCGACCACCGCCACGGUUCAGCAAGAAAGUAUUUCAGAGUAACUGUAACGUGGCUGCUGCAGGCGACCCAAGAGCCAAACUAGGCAGCUACUCCCAGGCCUAUGGUACCAUCAACAAGACGGAUCUGGACAACCUGCUUCGAAGUCGUCCUUACAACCAGUAACUGCUGUCAUAUCAGUGGUUAAAUAGGGGCUCGUGUGUUUGAACACACAACAGAGUUUGUCUUGUUGCGUAGCAAACUGGAAGAGAUACUGUAAAAAGAAUUUGGCAAUGCGAUCUACUGCAUGUAGAUAAUGACCUGUAGGCCUUAUGGUUCGACAUUUCAUUAAGUGCAUUACGCCAGUGGGUUUCACAUGGACUGUAAAAUAUGCAAAUAGAUAUUUUGAUUAACUGAUCAUAUGCAGUGAGCGAUUAUUUUUCAUAUGAGGAAUAACUUGCUAUUUUAUUGUGUAUAGAAUGGAAAAGAUUAAAAUCCACCGUAUAACCACUAUGGGAUUUAGUUCUAAACGGAGGUGGAAGCAUACAUGUCCUGUGCCUACAGCUACAUAAAAACCUCCAUUAAAAGUGUGAAUUACAAAUUUCUUCUCAUACUGAUGAAAAAAUACAGCUAGUCCAGUGGUUUCCAAACUAAGACUCAGACUCCCUCUAAAGGGUCACAAGAUAAAUCUGAGGAGUCAUGAGUUCCAUACUCUGUAAGAGGGUGAUAAGAAAUUUCUUUAACAGAAAAUCUGUUUUUUUUUUUUACUUUUUAGAGCUUCAGAAAUGUUUUUAAAUUAAACCAAAUUCUAAAUCUAAAGGAGAAUCAGUCGUUGGUGGAACUAUUCACAACUCAUAGACAUGAUAAAGGGCGGCAAGUCGACACUGCAAUAAAAAACUAAGAAAAACGUCUGUGGAAAACCGUUUGUGGUUUCUUGACGCAAAAGGCAAAGUCUGCAUGCUGAAACAGUUUUACUGAGAAUUGUGGUGCAAUGUUACCAUCAACAAGAUCUUUAGAUGCUUCCAUGGAAGGACAAAGUACAGUUCUCAGCAGUGGUGUCAUUAGAUCUGUGUGCUCAAAGUUCUAUAAAUCUACAGAUUUUGGUUUAUUUAUUUAUUAUUACAAAAGUAAGAAUAAUUAAAGAAAACAGCCUGAAUCUGUUCAUGGAUAUCAUGUGUUAAACCCCUUAAAAAUCAUAUAUUGCUGACAAAACAAAUGCUGGGAACUCAAGGAUAUUUUUUUGUCAUAUCAGGUCAUUAAAGUAACUUACAAAAUAAGGCAGCAGAUGCGGUAACAUUGAAAAUGCAUUUCAUGAUUGUACUGUAAGUUUCUGUAGUUAAAUAAGUUAUCAUUAGGCUAUGGAUAGAAUUUGCACAUUUUUUUAUAUUUUUUUAGUUUUUUGUCAGGAACAGACGGUAGAUUUAUUCCACUUUUCAUUAGUUAAAUAUAGUAUAGUAUUGUUUUAUGUGACUUAACUUUUCCCUUAACUUCCAGAACGAGAACACGUGACUGUCAGAUAUCUUGUCAGGGUGUGUUUGAGGACAAGAGCUCAGUUGCUUUGGCAAUAAAUCACAUUAGAAACAGUUUAUAUUUCACAGUUGACAGUUUAAAGUCAACUGACAGGUUUUUGAUUAAUUCCAAGGACAGAAAAUUGAGAGGAUCAGUAAAGCAGAAAAUCCCAAAAGACUGAACAUCCACAUUUGCUCAGUGAUAACUACUGAUGAAGACUUUGUAGUACCAUCAAAAGGGGAAAACAAAGCAAAUAAAUUCACCUUGAUUUGAUGGUGCUUUGCCAAAACAAAAUAUUUUAUCUGAAUUUUUUUAUUCUUAUAGACUGCAUCUGAUCAAAAACACCCUUUUAAAAACUUGUCAUCAUGGCUUUAUUUUGCUCCUAAACACAUUGUGAGCAAAAUAUGCUGUAUCAUCAUCCUUCUUUACAAUUGUUUUUUUGUUCAUCUAUGACUGAAUAAAAGCCUGUUUGAGCA
Molecule: messenger RNA, 3988 nt
Organism: Acanthochromis polyacanthus (spiny chromis)
Lineage: Eukaryota; Metazoa; Chordata; Actinopteri; Pomacentridae
Gene: mapk15
Product: mitogen-activated protein kinase 15
Exons: 15
Coding region: 360-2189 (609 amino acids)
Biological process (GO): intracellular signal transduction; protein phosphorylation
Cellular component (GO): cytoplasm; nucleus
Molecular function (GO): ATP binding; MAP kinase activity
Source: RefSeq, a predicted model, not a curated record